This is a messenger RNA of Syngnathoides biaculeatus (alligator pipefish), 1469 nucleotides long. RefSeq names its product insulin-like growth factor binding protein 6b (gene igfbp6b). The transcript has 4 exons. Lineage: Eukaryota; Metazoa; Chordata; Actinopteri; Syngnathiformes; Syngnathidae. Bases 1 to 606 code for a protein of 201 amino acids. The record is from RefSeq and is a predicted model, not a curated record. Gene Ontology annotation, biological process: regulation of insulin-like growth factor receptor signaling pathway. Gene Ontology annotation, cellular component: extracellular region. Gene Ontology annotation, molecular function: insulin-like growth factor I binding; fibronectin binding; insulin-like growth factor II binding.
AUGCCUCUGCUUUGUCACUUCACUAGCAUUGUCUUACUGCUAAUUGUUCAGUGUGGAUCAUGGACAGGGGCGAACCGUUUGGGGCCCUUCAAGGUCUGUCCUAGUUGCAGGGAUCCGUCAAGAGCAGGAAGGCCCCCCAGGGAGCACAAUGUUGCAGGCGGCACAUCAGCGUUGGCCCGGGGAGAGCCCUGUGGUGUGUACACCCUGAGCUGUGCCAAGGGGCUCCGCUGUGUGCCCCCGCUGCGGGAGCACAGCCCCCUUCAGGCUCUUUUGCAGGGCAGGGGCGUUUGUGUCAAGCACAGCAGGACCAGUCCCACUGAGAGGCCCCACCCGACAGGACCUCAUCCUUCACACAGCGGUGACAUUGAAAAAGCACCAUGUCGCAAACUGCUCAACAGUGUCCUGAGAGGUUUGCAGCUGACCAUUAUCCAGUCUGACCAUGACAUUUAUGUACCAAACUGUGACACCCGGGGGUUCUACAGAAAAAAGCAGUGCCGCUCUUCCAAAGGCACGCGGCGCGGUCACUGCUGGUGCGUGGAUGAGCUUGGCACACCGGCGCCCUCCCGCGGCGGCGAGGACGGCGUCCUACCGUGCGACGCGGAGUGAGAGCCCGGCCCCUGCUCUGGUUCUGCGCCUGGAUGACGAGGAGGGAAGGAGAGGUGCUCGGGGAGACGACGGGAGAGUUACCGUGGGCCAGACUAGCUGGUUCGGCACCGCCCGGACAGGAGGUAGCAGGGAAAAAACACUUCUGUCAGUCGUGAAGAAAGACACACAGGGGUGAGAACAUCCGCGCUGAUGUUCGACUAUCGUCCCUAGACGAGGACGCGAGCGAGGAGAGGGUCUGUCUCUUCCCUGCCGCGAUCUUGUCUCGGCUGUCGCAUUACGGUCCGUUUCUGUUUUUCGUCGGAGGCUGCCAACGUUAGUUCCGAUCCGAGCGGGGUGAAAUGCAGGUGAUGUGACGCGAUGCUUGACAAGUGUGUCUCCCUCACCAUCCUCUCAGUCUCCCUCUCUCCAAAGAUAAACUGCUAUCAUUUAUUUUGGAGUUCCGUGACUGCGUUCUGCUUUAGGCUUACAACCUGAUAUAUUUGUGUAUGUUGUGUCUAGGCAAAAAAAAAAAAAAAAAAAAAAUGGUCUAAUGAAAUCCAACCAGGACACUUUCUUCGUCAACUCGGUGUGGUGACUGCUUGUGGGUUGAUUGUUUGUACAAAUGUUGAACUUUUGUGCGUUGUCAAGCAGCAGACAAAAAGCGUACAGCUCUUGUUAUUUUCAAAAAGUCUUAACGUAUAUUUUUAUACACCUCAAUAUAUUUUAUAUAUGAAUUAUUGCUUUAUUUAAGGAACUACAGUAUAAUACCAUGUAUUUUUAUAUUGUUAGCUAUAACCUAUUUUCGGACAGAUUAUUUUGUUUCAUGUUGGUGGAAUUCUAAUGCUUUCAUGGCACCGUUCAGGAAAAAAAAAGGUCAUCAGAGC